CUGGCAGCAGCUCCUUGGCUUCCCCAGACUCUUUUCUUGCUCGCUCUUCACCUUCCCCUCGCAGCCCUUUGGUCGCCCCUGUUAUCUCCUGUUACCCCCAUCCCGCUGCAGCUCACCCCAAAGUAUCACUAAUUCCCUAAAUCCCCUCCCAAAAACUGAUUCUGGGGACUUGGCACCCCCUGAGGUACUAGCCCCCACCCUGGGCCUGGUGCAGGAAGGCAGCUGCUGUUUUGCACCAUUUCUCUGAAAUUUGGACCCAUAAGUAGCACAGAAGAUGUCAGACUGAGGAUACAAAGUGCAUUGGUUUUGAACUCCAAAAAUUUAUUACAUGGAGUGGAGGGGGAGGGUUGAAGAAAUCAUUGACCUUUUGGGGAAGCAUUAGAGUUCUGGAGAGGUUUGUGUGAUGCUCUCUAAAUCCCUCCUGUUAUCCCCCCAAAAGCCUGAAAAAACAAACAAAUGGGAUUAAAACAGGCACCCGGCUGUGUUCGGGGGAUGGGGCAGGGGUUGCAUCCUGGACCCGCAGCCAGAUUUUCCCCCAAAAUUUCACCCCACAGUGCCUUUUCAAGGCUGAGCUUCAUGGCUGUUGGGGAGGGCGGAUGGACGGAUGCUGCAUACCAAUAGGUCCCGUGACUUUCGAGCUUGUUUAAACCCUUUCUUGCUCUGCUCGCCUCCCUCCUCGCCUUCCCCAGCUGAUUUCCCCUGUUCAGUCUGGUAUUUGUUCACCUCUGAGUGAUGCCAUCAGAGACUCAUGAAGUCCCCAAAUUGGUGGAGAUAGGAGUUUUGGGGAGUAAACCCAUUAUUUAUUUAUGUAUUUAUUUGUUUUUCUCUGAAGAACAGUUUUGUAAGUUGUUUGUUGUUUGCUUUGAGCUCAGCUAGUUUACAUUUUCCCGUGGGGUGAUGGGGACUGGUGGGUACCCUUGAAACCGGGACAUGGGGACUCAGUCCCCUUCACUGUGGCUGUGCACAGAGGGAGGAGUGUUGGCUGGACAAGAGCAUCCUCUACAGCUGGGGGUGUGACGCAAAAAUUUCAUCCCUGUGCAUGCAUCUUUGCCACGAGUUGCAUCAGACCUGCAGUGCACUUUGCAAGGGCUGCAUCAACUCCACUGUGCGUUUGGAAAGAGUUUCAUCAACCCUAAAGCAACCAAUGCAUCAACUCCUUCCAAUGCAUUUUGCAGAGAGCUGCUUCAACCCUUGCAAUGCACUUUUUUGAGGCAAUGCAUGCUUUUUUAAAAAACUCCAUGCAAACAUUGGGGGUGCUGCAGUGGAGGGCUUCUUGGGAUGCUUGCCGCAGCUCCGGGAGGGGAUUUCCCCUUCUUCGGAGAGCCGGGACGCGGCGCCCGCUGUCUCCCCACAUCCCCAGGUCUGCUGGCGGGGGUGAACAUCACCAGCCCGUCGGCACUGGUGCGCGGCACGGCAGGCAAAGCGGCGCUGCUGUCAGUGCGCUACGCCAGCGCCAGCCCCGACAAACCGGUGGUGAAGUGGCAGCUGAAGCGGGACAAACCCGUCACCGUCGUCCAGUCCAUCGGCACCGAGAUCAUCGGCAACCUGCGGCCCGACUACCGAGACCGCAUCCGUGUGCUGGAGAACGGCUCGCUGCUCAUCAGCCCGCUGCAGCUGGCCGACGAGGGCAGCUAUGAGGUGGAGGUUUCCAUCACCGAUGACACCUUCACUGGCGAGAAGACCAUCAACCUCACUGUGGACAUCCCCAUCUCAAAGCCACAAGUGUUGGUGGCCUCCUCAACAGUGCUAGAGCUCAGCGAGUUCUUCACCCUCAACUGCUCACACGAGAACGGCACCAAGCCCACCUACACCUGGCUGAAGGAUGGGCGGCCGCUGAACAACGACUCCCGCCUCCUCCUCUCCCCUGACCAGAAGAUCCUCACCAUCACCCGUGUCCUCAUGGCAGAUGAUGAUGUCUACAGCUGCCUGGUGGAGAACCCCAUCAGCCAGGGCCGCAGUGUCCCUGUGAAGCUCACUGUCUACCGCCGGAGUUCCCUUUACAUCAUCCUCUCUACGGGUGGCAUCUUCCUGCUCGUAACUCUGGUGACUGUUUGUGCCUGCUGGAAACCUUCCAAGAAACCGAAGCAGCAAGCAGAGCCACCUCCCCCUGACUACACAGAACAGGACGAGGAGCACCCCAAGCAUGAGGCUGACACCAUCCCGCGUGGUGCCGACCAUGAUCGCAAGACCCCCCUGGCCCUCUACAUCCUCAAGGAGCAGGACACUGCAGCACCUCAGGAGGAUUCAUCACCACCCGCUGGCCGCUCACCAGGACGCGGGGCUCGCCGCUACCAUCGCUCACCUGCUCCAGCCCGGCCACCCCGCUCACCCCCCGGCUCCCCGGCGCGAUCCCGCUCUGCUGCGCGCCUGCUGCGGGCCACCGGGGUCCCUGCCAUCCGUGAACAGGAGGAAGGCAGCGCCCUGGAGAUCAGUGCCUGAGCUAGCGGUGGUGCUGGGGAACACGUGCAUGGCUCGGCCUGGCCCAGGCGUGGAGGGGUGACACAGGGCACGGUGGAAAGUCACUAAUUUGGUAUUGAACUUCGCCGGAGCUGCACCCUUCCACCCUGCUGGGGUGCUGGGGUGUUGCUGUAGUGGCCAUGGGGCCGGGUGUGGUGCGCAUGGGGAGCACACACACACAUGCAUGGGACGUACAUGGAGCAUGCACAGAGAGCCCACACCGUCUGCAGAGAAAGUGAGCAUGUGGAGUGAGUGUGCACAGAGCAUGCACAAACAUGCAGUGUGCAAAGAGAGCAUGCAGGAGUGUAUGCAGGAGAAUGCUGAGAGAUGGUGCAUGAAAUAUAUGGAGAGAGCAUGCAGAUAGUGUGCACAGAGCCUGCAAGAGAACGUGCAUGGACUGUGUGGAGAGAGCAGCCUGGAGUAUGGAGAGAGGGCAUGUACAGAAGAUGCAAGAGAGCAUGCACAAAAGCGUAUAGACAGAGCAUGCACACAGCGUGCAAAGGUAGCAUGCAAGAGCGCAUAAAUAAAACAUGUCAAAAGCAUGUCAAGAGAGAGUGCACCAAGCAUGCAGCUGAGACCAAACAGACUGCACAGCAGAAGUACUUAUGUGGAAUGUGUGCAUGGCAUGUGCAUGGACCAUGCAGGUAAGUGUGCAAUUUGCAGAGAGCGUGCCAGCAUACUCCAAAUGUGCAUGGAGCGUGUAGAGAGCAUGAGUGUUCAGAGAGCAUGCAUGGGGCAUGUGGAAGGAGCGUGCAUGGAGUGUGGGAGAAGAACGUGCACAGAGCAUGCACAUGUUACGCACGUGCAAGAGCACUGUGCACGUGACCACAACCCCAUGCAUGCAGUUGGUGUGCAGGCUCCCAUGCGCACGCACACCCACACACACCGGUGGAAAGGCCCCCCAGCCCUCUGGCUGCACUGUACCCAAACACCCAGCAGUGAGCAGUGCCCUUGCAGCCACCAGCCACCCUCUGCUGCCUCUGGAUUUUCUGUGAAAAUCAGCUGUUUUUCAGCGCACCCACAUGCAUUGCUGCAGGAUUCCCCAGGAGUAGGUUUAGGACAGAGCCGAAGGGCCGGGGCGCCAGAGCAGGUGCUGGGGCAGCCCGCGGUGCUCAGCGUGAGCAAGCACUCGUGGACGCUACUAACCAAUAAACUCCAUGUGUUACCCAGCUCCAAGGUGCUUGGUGUGUU
Molecule: messenger RNA, 3648 nt
Organism: Meleagris gallopavo (turkey)
Lineage: Eukaryota; Metazoa; Chordata; Aves; Galliformes; Phasianidae
Source: RefSeq, a predicted model, not a curated record